GUUGAAUGAUUCAAGCAAAUGCAUACAGAGUUCACAUGUCUCCUCUGUGUCCCUGUCUGACAUAGCAGCAGCUAGAGAAGGGUCCAUGUGUGAAGAUAUGAUCAUAAAGAUAAUAGAGGCCAGCCAGGUCAGUGAUGAAGUGCAGAUGUGCUACACAGGGGACACGAUGACCCUGGAGAAGGCAUUUCAGUGUGGUUUAAUUCCUGCUUCUGUCUAUGUAAACAUUCUUCAGAGGAAAAAGUCUCACCAGGAUAUGAUAAAUCCUAGCACUGCAGAAAGUCUGUCUUUUUUAGAGCCUGAAGAGGAGGGUGAAGCUUGUGAGGCUAAUAAACUGAUAUUCAAGGGCCUCAGCAGAAAGAGAUCAGAGACAUCAGAGAGGAAUAUUAACAGUGUGACUUCGGGUGGUUUUAGUAAUCAGGAGAUUAUGGUGAGGUUGUUAGGUGCUCAGGGGGAUCUAGAAGGUCAGAAUGAAACUGAGGUGUCAAAUGGUAACUUCCAGAAUGCUGGAGGUGGGCUGAAGGUGGAUGCGGCCAUUCAGUGUGACUUGAUGAGCUCCAGCAGCACACUCAUCGUGCUGGGAAAUCAGCAACAGUUCAUGGGACUUGCGUUGCCUCACUCUGGGGAAAUCCAAACGGUGUCUACCUCGCAUGAAUCUGAUUGUCAAAGCACCUCCAGUGAGUUUACCUGCAGACUUUUUACUAAUCGAGGGAAAAUAGCAGCAUUUUACAUUCCAGAAAAUUCAGAGGUGAUAGAUAUCACUACCGCUAUUCAAAAUGGUUGGAUCGACAGUCACACAGCAGAGGUUCUGAAAUCCAUAGAGAUCCCAGAUGUGCUGCCAGAUGUUGAUCACCUUAGUGAAAAGUUUUCAUCUUGGCUCACUUAUAAAAAGCUGGCAGUUGAUGGGUGGCCUCAUGAUGGUUCAGAAGUUAAUCUCCCCUCUCCCACGGAAGCAAAACAGUUAUUCAUCUCAUACUUAAUGAUGAACAGUUACAUUGAUCCAAAGUCAGAACAGAGGGUUUUGAUACUUGAUGAUCAGUUAAAUAAAAUGGCUCAUGCUUUUCUUGAAGACACGCUUUUUUAUCCGAACGAUGAUGAAGGUUUGACUGAUUUGACUUUGUUUGAUGCCAAAAAUCCUUUUGAAGACGCAGAUUCUGAGAUGUCGCUACACAUAAAUGAUGAAUCAGAGUUAAUAAAAAACACAGAGGACGUGUUUGAUCGUCAUGACUUUGUGUCCCAGACCGGCAGGAGAAUCACCUUUGAUGAAAACACACAACACACAUUUGAGCCCCAUAAUUUCGUUUCCUCUGGCAAUGGAAGAAUAACCUUUGAUGAAAAAUCUAAUAAAAAUGACAAAGCUUCAAAACACGAUCAUGCCAGGGACCUUUUAGUGAGUAGUGACAUUGAUUUUGACACCAGAGGUGUAGAGGUGGAAAACGUGUUUGAAAACGACACAUGGUGGACAAAGUCAGAUCAGUUUGAAGAAGGAAUUUCUGGAAAUACUUUAAAAAAGGAGGCCGGAGAUUAUGCCAGGGAAGAUCUUGAUAUUCCAGGUUCUCUACAUGUGUCAGUCCCUCACACAUUUUGCUCUGGGGAAAGCAGAAAUAUUAGCUCACCUUCAGUGAUGAUUGACUCUGAGUCCUCAUUUAUAUCUUGCCAUCAGGUGCUACCACACUAUAAGGCUAAGUGCUUUGAAACAACAAGUGUUCAUAUUGAACAACCUCUGUUUUUAAGCUCCGAGGACUCAGUGGAGGGUAGAAAUGAGCGGAAGAGUGCUAUUGAGCUUCUGAAAACCCAAAUGGAGGAAGAGGGCAUUUUGGACGUCACCUCUGGGAAAUGUUAUAACCUGCAGGAAGCUCUUAAUAAAGGAUUAGUGGAUGAUAAGAUGGUACUAGAGCUGCAUGACUCACAGUCAGAUGAAAAAACUCCUAUCCUAAUGGUUGAGACAGACAGAUUUUCUGGAUUAAAACCGGCAUUGUCAAGCAGAUGUCACACAGAGCAGAGCUUUUUGAGGUCUCAUUGCAGCAGGAGCACUGGUGAGGCACUCCCAUUUGAAUUAGUCAAGGAUUCAGAUUUGCAAGGCAACUUUUACCCAGAGGAAAACUGUGUUUACUCUCUUUCUAAAGAUCAAGAUCUGGGUUUAAUUCGUGCAGCUGAAAUUCACAAAGCUGAAAACACACAGCAGGUGAUUUCAAGGAAUGCUGCUGUCACGGUGCUUGAUUUAGCCAAAGAAGAGGCUAAUAACAAAGAAGGAGAGAGUGAAAAUAGAAAUCAAGAGUUGGCGUGUAAGGCAGUGGGGAGUGUAGAAACAAUGACUAAUAAAGUACAUCUUUCCCUUCCAUCAGAAAGUGGUAACAUGCCCCAGAUGAUCUCACCCUCUUUAUGGAAUCAGGUUACAGCAGAGCGUACCAAUCAUAUAAGAAAAUUGCCUUUAGGGGCUGAGGACAGUGAGUCAUACACCUUAAUGGAUAGCGAGCUGACAGGAAGAAUCUCCGGCAUCAAUACUGAUUCCAAAAGCCAGACUCAGUCUGCCACUUUUGCUUAUCACUCCGGUAAAUAUGACAGCACACCCAGUGAUGAUGAUGUUUUCAGUGAUGGAUAUGAUACCAGUGUAAGAAAUCAGACAUUCAUUCAGAGUGAAACCGGCACGUCAGUUUCAUUUUGCAGUGCUUUGUCUUUGGAAGCUAGAGUGGAAGAUGAAAGUGGGGUUCGGUCAACUUUGGGCAGUGAGCCAGCUCCGAGUGUGGAUUACACAUCGCUCGGGGAUUUGGUUGAGGGUGCAGUCAUUUCGGUUUCCAGGGGUAAUUGUAACUCUGUGAAAAACAGUGCAGAAGAUGUCAGAAUUGCAUUACGUCAGCAAGCAGAAAGUGAUUAUAGUGAUGAAUCUGAGCCCAGCAGCUGUCAGAGAGAUCAGAGCCUGAUUGCAGCUGUUUGUGAAAGACCUCCAGAACAGCAGAGCUCCUCUUCUGAAAUACCUGCUGUUUACAGCAGCAUAACAGCAACAAAUACCAUCAAUCACAGCAACUAUGAUAUUGAAGAUACAGUCCUGACUCCUAAAGAUUUCUUAGGGUUUACAGAUGGUGGAGCAGGUGAUUCUGAGAGGCCUUCCCUAGAGAAGCAAAAUGAUGACAUUCUCACUAUUGAUGGUGAACAGAUCUCCAUAGCUCUCCGUCAGCGAGAUCAGAGCCUGAUUGCAGCUGCUUGUGAAAGACCUCCACAACAGCAGAGCUCCUCGUCUGAGUUACCUGCUAUUUACAGCAGCAUAACAGCAACAAAUACCAUCAAUCACAGCAACAAUGAUAUUGAAGAUUUAGCCCUGACUCCUAAAGAUUUGUUAGGGUCGGUCCAUGGUGGUGCAGGUGAUGCUGAGAGGCUUUCCCAAAACAGGCAGAACAAUGACAUUCCCACUGUUAAUGCUGAACAGAUCUCUGUAACUCUCUGUCAGAGAGAUCGGAGCCUGAGUGCAGCUGUUUGUGAAGGACCACAACAGCAGAGUUCCUCUUCUGAGUUAUGUGCUGUUUACAGCAGCAUAACAGCAACAAAUGCCAUCAAUCACAGCAACAAUGACAUUGAAGAUUCAGCCCUGACUCCUAAAGAUUUGUUAAGGUUGCCCCAUGGAGGUGCAGGUGAUCCUGAGAGGCUUUUCCAAGAGAGGGAAAACAAUGAUAUUCUCACUGUUGAUGCUGAGCAAAUCCCUGUAUCUCUCUGUCAGAGAGAUCGGAGCCUGAGUGCAGGUGUUUGUGAAGGACCACAACAGCAGAGCUUCUCUUCUGAGUUACCUGCUGUUUACAGCAGCAUAACAGCAACAAAUACCAUCAAUCACACCAACAAUGAGACUGAAGAUUCAGCCCUGACUCCUAAAGAUUUGUUAGGGUCGGUCCAUGGUGAUUCAGAUGAUGCUGAGAGGCUUUCCCAAGAGAGGGAAAACAAUGAUAUUCUCACUGUUGAUGCUGAGCAGAUCCCUGUAUCUCUCUGUCAGAGAGAUUGGAACCUGAGUGCAGCUGUUUGUGAAAAACCUCCACAACAGCAGAGCUCCUAUUCUGAGAUAUCUUCUGUUAAUAGAGACAUAACAACAAGUACUAUCAACCAAAGCUGCUAUGAUAUUGAAGAUUCAGCCCUGACUCCUAAAGAUUUGUUCGGGUCAACACAUGGAGGGGGAGGUGAUGCUGAGAGGCUUUCCCCAGAGAAGCAAAAUGAUGACAUUUUUAAUAUUGAUGCUGAACAGAUUUCUGUACCUCUCUGCCAAAGGGGUGCACCUGUUUGUGAAAGACCUCCGGAAGAGCAGAGCUCCUCUUCUGAGAUACCUGCUGUUACAAAUACUGUCAAUCCCAGCAGCAAUGGUGUUGAAGAUUUAGUCAUGACUCCUAAAGACUCGUUAGAGUCGGCGCUUGGUGUUACAGGUGAUGCUGAGAGGCUUUUCCCAGAGAGGCAAAACAAGAGCAUUUUCGUUAUUGAUACUGAACAGAUCUCUGUAUCAAGAAUGGACACAGAUAAUCCUGAUAGUGAUAGAAAUGUCUCCUGUUUAAAUCCAUCGUUUCCCUUAUCAGACAUCAACUUUGGACAGCCUGGAAGUAGAAUAGGAGAAGAGUUGAGAUCUGAUCCUCAAGAAGAGGAUCAAAGUUUAGAAGCAUGUGUUUCUGUGGAUACUCACACAGUUACGGAUUUCCUAUCCGAGAGGAGCAUAAUACCUGUUGUUUCCUCUUCAGGCCCAUCAGUGUUUUCUAAUCCUGGAAACACAUAUGCAGAUAACCAGGGGGAAGAUAUUACACACAAUGAUAAGAGCAGUGGUUUGGAAAGGGCACAAGUUCAAGAUUCUCAAGAUGCCCUUGCUAUAGAUAAGAAUAAUGCACAAUCUUUACAUAAAAGUAUUUUCCACGAGUGUAGCACAUCUCAAGGACUCACAGAGAGCAGUCACCCAGAUCACCUCAUGAAUUUACUGAAGCAAAAUUCUCUCAGUUUAGACAGCGAGGACACGAGGAAAGCAAAACUGAUAUGCAAGGAUGAAAGAGGAGGUCAAGAGAUAGAGCAGUCUGAUGCUCCAAAUAUCCAGCUGCAGCUGCUGCAGGUUUUUAAGACUGUUUCCACAAGCCAAGACCUUUCAGUGCUUAAGGAAGUGAUGGAUACCCUCAGCAGCGCUCUGGGGUGUGAAUCACAGCAGGAACAGUGGCACACACUGGAGAGCAUCAAAGAGGAAAGUUCAGAGGGAGAGGAUGAGGAGUCAGGAGAGGAUGACGGUGCUCCAAAGAGUCACCAACCAUCUGUUGAGGCCUCUGCCAGCUCAUAUGGCUGCAAAGUUGAGGAGGUCAAAUAUAAGCUGUUCUCCAUCCACGAUUAUUUGGAGUGUGUUGGGAGACUGCAGGAUCACUCUGAUGUUUUAGAAGAUGCCAGAAAAGACCUCUCAAUCCCAUUACCCACAGACAACAACAUGGAAGAACUGCAGAACCAAAUAGAGGAAUGUCAGUCUCUGCAGUCUCAGCUUUCUAGUCUGGCUGAUGUUCUGACAGUCGAUAUGGAGAAAGCCAAACAACUCAUAAACUCUGCUGAUGAAGACGUUCCCCAGCAAAUCCACCACGACUUGGCCUCGAUAUAUCUGGAGUUAGAGCCAAAUUUUACUGCUGUGUCUCAGAUGUGUGCAGAAAAAAGCAACUCUCUGAUUCAAGCGAUGGAAACAGGGAAGGUACACUUGGAAUCAACAUAUCAGCAGCAUCUCAGUGAUCUCAAUACGCUGGCGGGGCUCAUUCAAACUAACUCUGAGAUGUUGGGUGUGGAUUUGAACACAUGUGAGCUGGACACUCUGAAACAUCUGAGCCAGCAGAAUAAGGACAUGGAGGACCAUCUGCAAAAAGAAGCCAGGCUCAAGUUAGAGGAUGUCACGUUUGAUAUCCAGUGCUUUAUUUCAGAGCACACUCAGUUCCUGAGUCCGGCUAAGAGUAGCUACCUCCUCAAGUUCCUCAGCACCACUCAGCGAGCAUUCAGAGACCAGAUAGAAAGGCUUGUAACACAGAAGAGUGCCUUAGAUGUCCUGGUUGACGACAGAGAGAGAGAAAACCUGGCAGAGGCUUCGAGACUCCGGCAAACCAUUAACAGUGGACAAAAUGCGCUAUCUUUGUUGGAAAAUGUCCUGAAAAACAAACAGACUAACACACAAUAUGAUGUCCUCCUGUGCUUUUUAGCACCAUGGCAACAAAUUGGCAAACAGCAUGUUUACAGCAAACUCGAUAUUUACACUGGUUUGAUUUAG
This is a messenger RNA of Pelmatolapia mariae (spotted tilapia), 6238 nucleotides long. RefSeq lists its product as uncharacterized. The record is from RefSeq and is a predicted model, not a curated record. The coding region runs from base 86 to 6238 and encodes 2050 amino acids. Gene Ontology annotation, cellular component: cytoskeleton. Lineage: Eukaryota; Metazoa; Chordata; Actinopteri; Cichliformes; Cichlidae. The transcript has 6 exons.